Messenger RNA from Microthlaspi erraticum, 1278 nucleotides. The record is from the annotation of a GenBank genome assembly. NCBI's taxonomy places the organism in Eukaryota, Viridiplantae, Streptophyta, Magnoliopsida, Brassicales, Brassicaceae.
AUGACGAAGUCUUUGGCGUUGAAGAUGGAAGAAGACUUGAUUCUAGAGAUCAUGUCUCAUUGUGCUUCGACGGAUGUUGCAAAACUCCGUUUGCUAAACAAAGCCUGCAACAAACGAAGUUAUGAGUUCUUCUUCCUCAAUCGUCAUCUUGAUAGAGCCAACUCUGUUUUUGGCUAUUUCAUUCAAAGCUACAGCCGGUUUAAGUAUCACCCUACUUUUGUCUCCGGCGACGUCAACGAAGAAGUUCCUGACAAAAAAGGAAUCUCGCUUGAAUUUCUCCCACAGAAAGAUGUUAAGAUUGAAGCUUGCGAUACACAUCAUGGGAUCUUGCUCUGCGUCGAUGAUGAUAGAUUCAAAGGAGGACAACGAAUACCAGAUUACAUCGUUUGUAAACCGGCUACGAAGCAGUACCGAAUCAUACCAAACCCGAAAACCCGUUAUUUCACUCUUGCAACCGGUUUAAUGGUGAUUCAGUCGAACCCGUUUCGGUACAAGAUCGUUAGCGUUUCUCAACCAAUGGCACACGAGAGAAAGAAGACCAAGGAGGGUUUCUACAAUCGCAAUUGCGAGGUCUUCGAUUCUGAUUCGUUCGCAUGGAAGCGACUGAAUGAUUUGGAAAUACCGAUGGACAAGUCUGUCGUAGGAUCAGAUAAACCGGUGUCGGCGUACGGUUUCUUGCAUUGGUUGACGAGAGAAAACGAUGUGAUCCGGUUCUGUUUCCGAACCGAAACUUGGUCUAACUUCCCGGUUCCUGAGGAUGCGGUAGGCGAUGGUUCUCUAGAGUUGGUCAGCUACGAAGGAAAGCUUAGUGUGAUUUGUUCGAAUUCGAGACAAGGAUUUGAUUUGUGGGUUAUGAGUAAAAGUUUUGGAAACUCUUGGGUAAAUGUGAAGGAUGUGAAAAUUACAGGGCUAGAAGAUGAAUUUGCAAAACCUCUAUGGUUCCCAAGCAACGACGUCGUAUCGGUGAAUGGUUUUUGUCGGCUUGGUCUCAACAACAUGAACAACAAGAAGUCUUCGUAUUUGCGGAUGACUCAGCAUUCGUUGCCUAACUAUAUACCAAGAGAUAUUUGCUUCCCUUUCUACUCAAACUACGAAAGAGUUUGUCUGAAUGAAGAUCGUGCUGGAAGGUCCAACAAAUAAGAGAAGGAGAGAAAGAUGAAAGAAGAAGGCGAGUAUGAGUCUUCUCGUUUGUCUGCAGACGCAUCCUGUAAUUGCGUCACUUGCAGUUGGGAGGACAAAGAAGUCUACCGCGGCCCUUUGAAGAAGGUUCCGUGUUAG